Messenger RNA from Stomoxys calcitrans (stable fly), 549 nucleotides. RefSeq lists its product as uncharacterized. The transcript is spliced from 3 exons. The record is from RefSeq and is a predicted model, not a curated record. The coding region runs from base 1 to 549 and encodes 182 amino acids. NCBI's taxonomy places the organism in Eukaryota, Metazoa, Arthropoda, Insecta, Diptera, Muscidae.
AUGUCUACAAAAAUUGUAUUUCUCUUGUGCAUUGCCCUUUGUUUAAGCCAAACUUUGGGGGCAAGAAGACGCUUCAACCUCAUCCUAAACAAUGCAACCUGCAACACUUUAAACUCAUUAAUGAAAAUCUUUCAGUGUGAGUUGGAGAAGUUUGGUACCAGCCGGUAUGGCAUGAACGCUCGUUUCAUGCUAGAAAGGCCAUUUGAGAGAAAUGCUGAGAGUCACAUCUUGGCAUAUUUUACCCCGACUUUAGCUAAGAAAGCAGUAAAAUUCUUGGAUCUUAGAAUAAAUAUAUGUGACAUGCUUUCCACGGUCACAUCAAUUCCAUUGAUGAAAGUUAUUUUAGAUGAAGUCAGAAGGACAGGCAAUUUGCCCUAUAGAUGUCCCGUAAAGGGGAAUUUCCUAUACACUUUAAAGAAUUAUAGCGUAUCCGCAGAAACGUUGCCUUCCUAUAUGCCAUCUAUGAAAUUUAAUUUUUCCUUUUACACCUACGAUAAUCAACAGUUAAUUUCCAAGUUUGUCAUGGAUGGCGCUACAGUGUCUAAAUAG